CUUUUUGCCAUUUUUGUGGUUGCCCACCUGCUUGGAUUUGCCCAUAAUCUACCACCAUAGACAACAAUAGUCAAUAUGUGUCUGAUCACUGAAGUAAAACGAACAUCUAAAGCUUUUGGUGACAAUAAGACGUUACUGAAGUCUGGGGUUUUAAAGGUCUCAUACAUUUUCCCAAAUGGAGACAAAUAUGAGGGUGAGUGCUAUCAGACCUCAGACGGCGUGAUGAUGAGGUCAGGGUUCGGCACCCAGACCUCAUCCUCUGGGACGACGUACACCGGAGAGUGGAACGAUGAGAAGAUGACCGGCAGCGGGACGCUCUCACACCCCUCGGGAGGCGUGUACAAAGGCCAGUUCAGAGACAACAUGUACCACGGUAGAGGAACAUACUACUUUCCUGAUGGGACCAAAUACUCCGGAAUGUUCAGUUACAACAGACUCGAAGGUGAGGGUGAGUUUACUGAUCUGAAGGGAUUCGUGUGGACUGGACACUUCCAUGGAAAAGCAGCAGCAGGGCUCCAACUAAAGCUUAAUAUAUAACACACACACACACACACACACACACACACACACACACACACACACACACACACACACACACACACACACACACACACACACACACACACACACACACACACACACACAGCUGAGCUCAUGACUGCAGUAAGACCGAGUUGUGUAACAGCAGACAUGACAGAGUCUCACGUGGAGAAGAAGACCACAUGGUGUUAUUUUUGCAGUUGUUUCAUGUUAUUUUUCGGCCUGAUGAAGUUUAAUUUAAACACAAACCAAUAACCAACACAACAAUCUGUCACACUGUCGUCAGCAGACUGGGGAUUGUUUCCAUUAGUGAUGUUACAGACAUGUCAGUGAUGUCUCUGUUUAGUGAUGUCUCUGUUUAGUGAUGUUACAGACAUGUCAGUGAUGUCUCUGUUUAGUGAUGUCUCUGUUUAGUGAUGUUACAGACAUGUCAGUGAUGUCUCUGUUUAGUGAUGUCUCUGUUUAGUGAUGUUACAGACAUGUCAGUGAUGUCUCUGUUUAGUGAUGUUACAGACAUGUCAGUGAUGUCUCUGUUUAGUGAUGUUACAGACAUGUCAGUGAUGUCUCUGUUUAGUGAUGUUACAGACAUGUCAGUGAUGUCUCUGUUUAGUGAUGUUACAGACAUGUCAGUGAUGUCUCUGUUUAGUGAUGUUACAGACAUGUCAGUGAUGUCUCUGUUUAGUGAUGUUACAGACAUGUCAGUGAUGUCCCUGUUUAGUGAUGUUACAGACAUGUCAGUGAUGUCCCUGUUUAGUGAUGUUACAGACAUGUCAGUGAUGUCCCUGUUUAGUGAUGUUACAGACAUGUCAGUGAUGUCCCUGUUUAGUGAUGUUACAGACAUGUCAGUGAUGUCUCUGUUUAGUGAUGUCUCUGUUUAGUGAUGUUACAGACAUGUCAGUGAUGUCUCUGUUUAGUGAUGUUACAGACAUGUCAGUGAUGUCCCUGUUUAGUGAUGUUACAGACAUGUCAGUGAUGUCUCUGUUUAGUGAUGUCUCUGUUUAGUGAUGUUACAGACAUGUCAGUGAUGUCCCUGUUUAGUGAUGUUACAGACAUGUCAGUGAUGUCUCUGUUUAGUGAUGUUACAGACAUGUUAGUGAUGUCUCUGUUUAGUGAUGUUACAGACAUGUCAGUGAUGUCUCUGUUUAGUGAUGUCUCUGUUUAGUGAUGUUACAGACAUGUCAGUGAUGUCUCUGUUUUAAUCAAUAGUCCAAAUGUAUCCUUGAAUUCUGACUUUCUGUUUCUUCACCACUGUAUGUAAAUGGUUCUGUAAUUUCUGGAGUUCGCUCCCAAGAGUUUCACUCACCGAGGCACAUGUUCUGUAGUGAUGUGACAAUAAAGGUGACUCGACUUGACAAUAAACUAAUAAAGUAAAUUUACUACAGUGAA
Tachysurus fulvidraco (yellow catfish) is the source of this 1926-nucleotide messenger RNA. RefSeq names its product MORN repeat containing 2 (gene morn2). The coding region runs from base 76 to 537 and encodes 153 amino acids. Lineage: Eukaryota; Metazoa; Chordata; Actinopteri; Siluriformes; Bagridae. The transcript is spliced from 5 exons. The record is from RefSeq and is a predicted model, not a curated record.